Messenger RNA from Amphibalanus amphitrite, 2988 nucleotides. RefSeq names its product autophagy-related protein 16-1-like. Gene Ontology annotation, biological process: autophagosome assembly. The coding region runs from base 615 to 2255 and encodes 546 amino acids. NCBI's taxonomy places the organism in Eukaryota, Metazoa, Arthropoda, Thecostraca, Balanomorpha, Balanidae. The record is from RefSeq and is a predicted model, not a curated record. Gene Ontology annotation, cellular component: autophagosome membrane. The transcript has 15 exons. Gene Ontology annotation, molecular function: protein binding.
GAGCAUUCCACGGAGCAUUCUGAACAUUUGAAUUGAAAAUGUCUGUAAAUAUGGUCAUGAUUUGUCCGUUUUGUCAGAUAUUUACGGAAUAAAAAGUGUUGGAUAUGUGUCAAGACUCUAUACCAACAUAAGAGCAUACAUUCAUUGUACAUGAGGAACUCUCAGUUUUUGUCUCAAAUGACAAUUGUUGCUCUUGUGACUCACCUGAAGCUUUCUGAGUUCUCUAUAUACCGUGCUGCCGGCUCUGGCUUUCCUGCGAAACUACACGAAGUUUCAUGUUCAACAUAAAUUGGUAGGCACACUCAAGCCGCAUCCGCGUUUUUCUCCUGAACUGAAACAAGCCACGCCUUUAGAUGCCUUUUCCUCUAUCAGCGCCACGAUUUUUAUCCCACUGAUGUCCCGUGUCCUGUCCUUUAGGGCGUCCCGUCAGCGAUGGUGUUGGUGAAGCAUCCAGUGUCCAGUUUCCGAGCGACCCAGCGCGGCUGCUGAGUGACACUGAACCGUACUGAACGACUCAGCCGACUCGUGACUGCGCGGCUGCCGCUGCUGGUCCGCCAUUCCAUGAUCCUCCGAGAUACCGGGAAUCCGCCGAUCGUCAUCGGUGAGAUUUCAACAUGGCUGAGCUACCCAAGUGGAGAGAGAAGAUAGUAGAUGCAUUGCGGGAGAGAGACAUGCGUCAGGUGGAAUGCUUCCGAGGACUAAUAAAUGAUUACAACCGUCUGUUUGAGGGUGCGGACAGCCUGCGUCAGAACAUCAACAGGACGCUGUUCCAGGAGCGGGCCGUCGGUGGCCACCAGAUCAGUGGAGACGCAGGGCCCGCUCUGGCCGCCGCCACCGAGAAGAUACAGGUACUGGAGCAGAAACAGGUGCACAUGCUGGAGGAGCUGACCAGUCUCCACCGGAGGCGGGGCGAGAACGCACAGAUGAUCGUCGACCUGAACAGCGACCUGGCCAAACUGCGGCAGCAGCUGGCCGCCACUGAUCAGCUUCUGGCUGAGUCGACGGCCGACUGUGAGGCGCUCAAGGAGCGGAUCGCCUCCCUGGAGCAGACCAACUCCGAGCUGAACGCCACCAACCAGACGCUGAAGGACGAGUACAACGCGCUCCACCUCAUCUACAUGCAGAUGGAGAAAAACUUCAAAGAGGCCCAGACAGAGCGUGACAGUCUGUUGGCGAGAUGUUUAGAAAUCAAGUCAAAUGUUGCUGAGAAGAUGAACCAGGAAAAUGAAGAAUUUGUCAGGCGGCGCCAGCUGCGGGUACAGCGGGAGCUAGAGGACGCCACCCGGGACGUGGUGGUGGUUCCCCCGGACACCAGUCGCGUGGCCGCCUGCAUCGAGGCCGCCCUGCCCACAAAGUCCAUCACCAGCUUCGACGCGCACGAGAGCGAGGUGAACGCCCUGGCCUGGAGUCCGUCGGGCGGCCAGCUGGCCUCGGGAGGCAGCGACAGGAAGGUCAAACUGUGGACCGUCAGAGGAGGCCAGUACCAGCUGAUGGGCCAGUACACGGGCUGUAACAAGGGUAUCAACUCCGUGGCGUUUGAUGACGAGGAGACGCUGCUGCUGGCGGCCGGUAACGACCUGGCGAGCCGCGUCUGGGGCGUCGCCGACUUCCGACUCAGGUAUACGCUGACCGGCCACAGCGGGCCGGUGAUGGUGGCCAAGUUCCUGGGCUCCAACACCAAGGUGAUCACCGGCAGCCGGGACCGCACGCUCAAAGGAUGGGACCUGCAGCGAGGCGGGGACUGUGUGAUGAACAUCUUCGCCAACAGCAUAUGUUUCGACAUCGUGGACGGCGUGGGCGCCACCAACCUGCUGUCGGGCCACUACGACAGCACCAUCAAGGUGUGGGACACACGUGACAGCCGGGAGCCGAAACACGUCAUCAAGGUGGACGGCCACGUGACCUCUCUGGCGCAGGGCACCGAGUUUCGGGUGCUGUGCUGCACCCGGGCAGACACGCUGAAGGUGGUCGACCUCAGGACAAUGACCGUCGCAAGGAACUACGAGGCGGACGGUUUUCACGUGGCGUGCGACUACUCGCGGGCCGUGUUCAGCCCCGACUGCAAGUACGUGGCGGCCGGCAGCGGCACCGGCGACCUCUUCAUCUGGAACGAGAGCUCGCGGCGGCUGGAGAAGCACCUGCCGGCCGUCUCCAGCCCGCCGUCGUGUGUGCUCGCCACUGCCUGGCACCCGGAGGGCUCCUGCCUGGUCAGCUCCGACAAGGCGAAACGCAUCACCGUGUGGAGCGACAUCUGAGCGCUCCGCUCCGCACGGCGCCACGUGUGACACGUGUGGUACGUGCGCCACGGGCCGGUGGGUGUCACAAAGCGGCGCCGCGGCGGGCGGCGCCGGAGACCGGUGUAGGGCGCGCCACCGAGCACGGUGAGUCUAUGCGGUGCAGGGCCGCCGCCCCGGCCGCUACUUAUAUACGGUGAUACCGUGACGCGCCCGUGAACCGACCGGCUGAGACGAUAUGAUGUACGUGCCUGUCCUCGUCAAAAGCUUUAUACUUCGCGCGGUUGGCUGUGCGCUGCUUUGUUUGUGACCUGUGUGGGCCGAUAGGGAGGGUGGGUGCUGAGUAUAAUUAUAGGCUCAGGUGACGUUUUAGCACCGCGGCCCGUGUGUGAUUCCAGUCAGUGUGCCUGUACAGUGUCCUGCCAGUGUUUACUAUCUGAUACGUUUGUGAAGACAUCGCCCGAUUGUCCGAGAUGACUAUACGGUGUAUUGUUUGCCAGUUGAUAUUGCAUUGUCCGACGGCCGCUGUUGGUUUGGCUCAGUGUGGACUGCAGUGGCACCGACACUGUGUGGAGACGGGAGAGCUCUUGGUGGAACUCAGAAACAGGAGCAGAGAGGAAUAUAGGAGAGACUUUUGAGCACGUAUUUGUGGCACUCGGUAAAGUUUAUGUUGUUUGAUGAUUUGAUCGUGUUUUGUGGAAAGUAACGCGAAUUAGAUCUCAGGGAAGGCUGGAAUAAACGUAACAUAAAUCUA